AUGGAUCAGAUGAACCGUUCUUUCCAUGAGUUCCUGGAUUCGUGUGUAGUGUUUUCAUCGACGAUAUCCUGGUGUACUCUAAGCAAUGAAGAAGAGCAUGAGAGGCAUCUGAGGUUGUUCUUGGGUAUUCUGAGGCAACAUAAAUGGUUUGCAAAGCUCUCCAAGUGUGAGUUCUGGCUGAAGGAGGUGUCGUUCCUAGGCCAUGUUAUCAGCAAGGAUGGAAUUAUGGUAGGUCCUUCUAAGGUUAGAGCUGUGGUGGAAUGGGAGAGUCCUAAGAAUGUUUCCCAGAUCCGGAGUUUGCUUGGUCUCGCUGGUUACUAUCGGAGGUUUGUUAAGGAUUUCUCAAGGAUAGCUCAGCCGUUAACUAAAUUGAUGAAGAAGGAGAGUAAGUUCCUGUGGUCCGAAGAGUGUGAAAAAGCAUUCCAAGAAUUGAAGAAGUGCCUCACUACUGCUCCUAUUCUGACCUUGCCUACUGAAGGAGUUGGGUUUGAAGUUUAUAGUGAUGUAUCGAAGCUUGGAUUGGGUUGUGUUCUUAUGAAACAAGGGAAGGUGGUGGCGUAUGCAUUUAGGCAGUUGAAGGUGCAUGAAAAGAAUUACCCUACUCAUGAUUUGGAGUUGGCUGCUAUGUGUGUUCGCUCUUAA
This is a messenger RNA of Beta vulgaris subsp. vulgaris (sugar beet), 642 nucleotides long. RefSeq lists its product as uncharacterized. The record is from RefSeq and is a predicted model, not a curated record. The transcript has a single exon. The coding region runs from base 1 to 642 and encodes 213 amino acids. Lineage: Eukaryota; Viridiplantae; Streptophyta; Magnoliopsida; Caryophyllales; Amaranthaceae.